GCGCAUGUCGCGCCCCGUCCCGGUAUCUCCGCGCGGCUCCUCGGGCGGCCGUGCUGGCCGGGGAGGCACCGGUGGGCCUGGGGUGGGCCCGCAGGGUCCCGGGGCCCUGGCUUCCCGCACUGCCGGUUUGACUUAGUGGGACCGGUUAACAUCAAGAGAUGUCAACUCCCCCUCUCGCUGGGGCAGGCAUGCCGCCUGGUGCUUUCUCAGGGACACAGGCUCAGGCAGCUAGGGAGGUAAAUACAGCUUCUCUCUGUCGAAUUGGACAAGAGACUGUGCAGGACAUUGUAUUUCGAACCAUGGAAAUCUUCCAGUUACUGAGGAACAUGCAGUUACCAAAUGGUGUUACUUAUCAUACUGGAACAUAUCAAGACAGACUGGGAAAGCUGCAGGAACAUCUCCGUCAGCUAUCAAUACUCUUCAGAAAACUGAGAUUAGUCUAUGACAAAUGCAAUGAAAACUGUGCUGGGCUCGAUCCUGUUCCCAUAGAACAACUUAUUCCAUAUGUUGAAGAAGAUGGCUCCAAGCAUGAUGAUCGUAGUGCUGCAAGUCAGCUUCGUUUUGCUAGUGAAGAGAGAAGGGAAAUCAUGGAAGUAAAUAAGAAACUGAAACAGAAGAAUCAGCAGCUGAAGCAGAUCAUGGAUCAGUUAAGGAAUCUUAUUUGGGACAUAAAUGCCAUGUUGGCAAUGCGGAACUGAACAAGAAAAAUCAAACUUUGUAACUGGAAAAGAUAUAAAUUUGUUUUCAUAUAUUUAAUCUUUCUAAGAAGUAACAUAUUUUCCCACAAAUGUAUUGCAAUAAUGUUUGAAAAGUCUUGAAGAUUAAAAUGUUGGGGUUUUGUAAUAA
This is a messenger RNA of Athene cunicularia (burrowing owl), 846 nucleotides long. RefSeq names its product mediator complex subunit 30 (gene MED30). Lineage: Eukaryota; Metazoa; Chordata; Aves; Strigiformes; Strigidae. Gene Ontology annotation, cellular component: mediator complex. The coding region runs from base 159 to 698 and encodes 179 amino acids. The transcript has 5 exons. Gene Ontology annotation, molecular function: transcription coregulator activity. The record is from RefSeq and is a predicted model, not a curated record. Gene Ontology annotation, biological process: positive regulation of DNA-templated transcription.